UCGCAGCGCUUUGCAAGAGCUGACCGACAGCUGAGGCCGUUCGAUAAAACCGGGGCACGGCGGCGUUCCCGACCAUUCAUAACGGCAGUGCGUUACAGCGCAGGAGAGGGAGAACUUGAGAAUCAAGCCGAUAAAUCCUAAAGGAAGCGGAAUUAAAGCGCAGCUCAUUUGCAGGACCAGAAGUGCGGUUGGAUAUCGCAUACUCUCGCGCUCUUUAUUGCCUUUGUGUACCAAUCAAUAUCACUGUACAGUUUUGGCAACACUCAAAGUUGCAUCAGAAGGGUGAGCUUCACUCUCCUUUCUGCACCCCUUUCCCAAUGAACCCAACGCACUUGGAGACGGGUGGCAAGCCAAACAUGGGAUUACUUUUGUGAUGUGGAUUGUAAUAUCCCUGGAGGAAAAAAAUGAUUUACUUCUCAACAAUGUGAGAGGACCUGCGUCCUGGAUUCUCAUAUUUCUGGAUAUUCUGAAAAUAAUCGGCAACAGCUGAGAGACGUUGUAACCUACUUGCUGUGGAGAUCUCGAUCUCUCUCUCUCUCUCUCUCUCUCUCUCUCUCUCUCUCUCUCUCUCUCUCAGGUGUCUCGCCUGUAUGUGUGUUGUGGGACCAACAUGGGAUCCUUGUUGCCCCUAUAGCACGGACCCCGUUUGAAGAAGGCUCUACUCAUGUCUAACUUGUUUUUUGAGACCUUUACCAAUGCGUUUGCUAAAGUCCGCCUAUCGUCGGAUAGGAUUUUAAAAAGAUUUAUUCGCCUCAUAAAUUCAAUCAUGAACUUUGCUGUCCGCUUGCUCCAACUGUUUCUUGUGACGCUUCUGUAUUUUUCAGCUGUCAAGAGUGCCUACAUACCCAUACCCAAGGACGGAGGCAGAAGCACAUAUGACGUGGUGCCCUUUAUGGAGGUUUUUAACCGGUCUCUCUGCCGUCCACGGGAAAUGCUGGUGGAUAUUCUGCAGGAGUACCCUGAUGACACAGAGCAUUUCUUCAUCCCGUCCUGUGUGGUUCUGACCCGCUGUGCUGGGUGCUGCAGUGAUGAGAUGAUGGAGUGUACCCCCACCAUCAUCUACAACAUUACUUUACAAAUCAAAAGAGUGAAACCACUUCGCCAUCAGGGUGACUUUUUCAUGAGUUUUGCAGAACACAGUGAAUGCCAAUGUCGGGUGAAGAAAGAUGUUUCAGAGAAAAGAGAAAUAAAACCCCGGAAGGGCAAAGGCCAAAAGCGAAAGAGAAAGAAAAACCAUGAAAAAAAGCGGGAUUUCAGUCAGUGUGAGCCUUGCUGCAGUAUGUGUUCUGAUAGGAGGAGAAGGUUGUUUGUUCAAGAUCCAGAGACGUGUCGGUGUUCCUGUAAAUACUCUGAAGCCGACUGCAGGUCUAGACAGCUUGAGCUCAACGAAAGGACUUGCAGAUGUGACAAACCAAGAAGGUGAACUGAACCGGCUCUGGCUGAGAAUGGACUCUGACAUGAAGGAAUAUUUCACCAAUAUUUCACAGCACUUUGAACUUUCAGCUUUGAACUUUCAUCUAAUUGUUCCUUUGAGCCAACACAGAGAGAAUGAGAGAAGGAAGUGAAGGGGUUGGAAAGAUGGGGGUUUAUACUCGAUGAAA
Xyrauchen texanus (razorback sucker) is the source of this 1601-nucleotide messenger RNA. RefSeq names its product vascular endothelial growth factor Ab (gene vegfab). Gene Ontology annotation, cellular component: membrane. Gene Ontology annotation, molecular function: vascular endothelial growth factor receptor 1 binding; heparin binding; growth factor activity. The transcript is spliced from 8 exons. Gene Ontology annotation, biological process: vascular endothelial growth factor signaling pathway; response to hypoxia; positive regulation of protein phosphorylation. Bases 665 to 1423 code for a protein of 252 amino acids. Lineage: Eukaryota; Metazoa; Chordata; Actinopteri; Cypriniformes; Catostomidae. The record is from RefSeq and is a predicted model, not a curated record.